Messenger RNA from Chenopodium quinoa (quinoa), 1337 nucleotides. Its product is annotated as tRNA (guanosine(18)-2'-O)-methyltransferase-like. Bases 66 to 1097 code for a protein of 343 amino acids. Gene Ontology annotation, biological process: tRNA guanine ribose methylation. The transcript is spliced from 6 exons. Gene Ontology annotation, molecular function: RNA binding. NCBI's taxonomy places the organism in Eukaryota, Viridiplantae, Streptophyta, Magnoliopsida, Caryophyllales, Amaranthaceae. The record is from RefSeq and is a predicted model, not a curated record.
UGGCGCCAGAAGCAUAAUUAGCAGUUAAGGACCAGUCUUCAAUACUACUUCCUAGUUCCUACACAAUGAACUUCUCACAAACCCUAGCUCGAACUUCACUCUUAUCUUCUCAUUUCUCCAUUCCAUCUCUUCCUUUUCGCCAUGGGUUCCAGCAAAAUUGCCGAAGAAUUCGAUGCAUUCCAGAGCUAUCAAUCCCAAAUUCUGUUGCAAUUUCCGAACCAUUAAUCCUCGAACCAUCAGAAAAUCUGGCGGAAGAUACUGUUGAGCAAUUACUUGCUCCUCAAAGCAACGAAAUCGUCUCAAAAAUGAUGAAAAUGGAGAGAAAAUCGAGCUGUAAUGCAAAUUUGCAGGAUAAUAAUGGCCGAUGGUUUCCAUACCUUGAUAAAUUUAAGGUUAAUGAUAUUUACUUGAGUAGUGCUGAAGUAUUGGAGGCGAUUGAUCCUCUGAUAUUGGAAGUGAGGAAAGAGAGGUUUAGGAAUGUGGUGAAGAAUCGGAGUUUCAGUGUUUGUCUUGUUGUUGAAGGAUUGUCUGAUUUCGGAAAUGUUUCGGCUGCAUGCCGGUCUGCUGAUGCUCUCGGCUUUCAAUCUGUUCAUGUUGUUUCUUGCGAUAGCUCGAAAAGGUUUAGAGAUAAUCGACAUGUCAGCAUGGGUUCUGAAAAGUGGCUAGAUUUAGAGGUCUGGAACUCUACUCGAGAUUGCUUUAAUGUUCUGAAGUCACGUGGUUACAGAAUAGCCACUACACAUCUCGGAAAAGAUACAGUUUCUAUAUAUGACAUGGAUUGGUCAUGCCCAACUGCCAUUGUUGUUGGGAACGAGAACAGGGGAAUUAGUGAAGAAGCUUUAGAGUUUUCAGACUUGCACUGCAGUAUUCCUAUGAACGGCAUGGUUGAUUCUUUUAAUGUUUCUGUUGCUGCUGGGAUACUGAUGCAUCAUGCUGUUUUUGACAGAACAUCACGCAUGGGGUCUCAUGGUGAUCUAACAUCGGAUGAAAGUCAAAUCUUACUAGCAGAGUUUUUUCUGCGUCACAGCAAGAGUGCGAUCAGCAUGGCCCACGAGUACGCAAAAAGGAAGUCAUCCAAUGCGCUGUCAAAGCUUUGAUGCAUUACUAUGCUAUCAAAACCUCACCCUGUCCAUCCAGUUUAUGUAGUUUUGAAAUUUGCAGGACUUCAUAGUCAAAAGGUAUAUGUUUUCACAGUUAACGUGUAAAGUACUCUGCAGCUCUGUUAGAUUAAUGGGAGUUGCAUGAGCUUUUGCAAAAUUUACAAGUAGUGAAAGCUUUGACGAUUAGUGUUCCUUCAUUACCAGAAGACUAGAUAGCAAUUCUGUUUUGUGUUUUCA